Messenger RNA from Chanos chanos (milkfish), 3583 nucleotides. RefSeq names its product nuclear export mediator factor (gene nemf). Lineage: Eukaryota; Metazoa; Chordata; Actinopteri; Gonorynchiformes; Chanidae. The transcript is spliced from 32 exons. The record is from RefSeq and is a predicted model, not a curated record. Gene Ontology annotation, molecular function: tRNA binding; ribosomal large subunit binding. Gene Ontology annotation, cellular component: RQC complex. Gene Ontology annotation, biological process: rescue of stalled cytosolic ribosome; ribosome-associated ubiquitin-dependent protein catabolic process. Bases 48 to 3347 code for a protein of 1099 amino acids.
CAUAUGGCUUGAAACUUAGCGGUCUGUCACUCUUUUCUGAUAACACCAUGAAAUCUAGAUUUAAUACAGUGGAUAUAAUGGCAGUUAUUGCCGAAAUUAAUGCCAACUAUGUUGGUAUGAGAGUAUAUAAUAUAUACGACAUCGACAACAAGACGUAUCUAAUUCGUCUGCAAAAGCCCGAUACCAAGGCUGUCUUACUGAUUGAGUCCGGCACACGCGUUCACUCGACUGAGUUCGAGUGGCCAAAAAACGUCAUGCCCUCAGGUUUUGCCAUGAAAUGCCGGAAGCACCUGAAAUCCAGACGACUGGUUGAGGUGAAGCAGCUGGGUGUUGACAGAAUAGUGGACAUGCAGUUUGGAUCGGACGAAGCUGCUUAUCACCUUAUCGUGGAGCUUUAUGACAGGGGCAACAUCAUCCUCGCGGAUCACGAGUACACCAUACUGAACCUGCUGCGAUUCCGUACCGCCGAGACAGAGGAUGUGAAGAUCGCUGUGAGAGAGAGGUACCCCGUGGAGAACGCCAGGCCUCCUGAACCACUCAUCAGUCUGGACAGACUCACAGAGGUGCUUUCCAAGGCUCCCAGUGGAGAGCAGGUGAAAAGGGUCCUGAAUCCUCAUCUACCGUAUGGAGGCACUCUGAUUGAACACUGCCUGAUGGAGGUGGGACUCCCUGGGCUUAUUAAAGUGGACAGUCAGUUCAACCUCACAGAGGCUGCUCCAAAGAUUCUAGAGGCUCUUCAGAUGGCAGAGGAGUAUAUGGCAAAGACAAAAACUUUUAACGGAAAGGGAUACAUCAUUCAGAAGUGUGAGAAAAAGCCCAGUUUAACUCCAGAUAAACCACACGAAGACUUGCUCACGUAUGAGGAGUUUCACCCCUUCCUGUUCGCCCAGUACGCAAAGAGCCCGUACGUGGAGUUUGACUCUUUCGUAAAGGCAGUUGAUGAGUUUUUUUCAAAAAUGGAGAGUCAGAAGAUCGACAUGAAGGCUUUGCAGCAGGAGAAGCAAGCACUGAAGAAGCUGGACAACGUCAAAAAGGAUCACGAACAGCGAUUAGAAGCUUUGCAUCACGCUCAGGAAGUGGACAGACUGAAGGGUGAGCUGGUGGAGAUGAACCUGCCAGUGGUGGAGCGUGCACUGCAGGUGGUGCGGAGCGCGCUGGCCAAUCAGGUGGACUGGGCGGAGAUAGGGCAGAUAGUUAAGGAAGCGCAGGCAGCAGGGGACCCUGUGGCUUGUGCCAUUAAGGAACUGAAGCUACAGACCAAUCACAUCACAAUGCUUCUCAAGAAUCCGUAUCUGACCUCGGAGGAGGGCGAUGUGGACGAGGAGAGUUCGCCCGACGCGACAGAAAGCUCGGAGACGCAGAAAGGGAAGAAGAACAAAAACAAGAACAAAGGUGAAAAGGCCAAGCUUCAGAAGAACAAGCCUGUCCUGGUGGACGUGGACCUCAGCUUGUCCGCCUACGCCAACGCUAAGAAGUACUAUGACCACAAGAGAACUGCCGCCAAAAAAGAGCAGAAAACAGUCGAAGCUGCACAGAAGGCCUUUAAGUCUGCGGAGAAGAAAACCAAACAAACCCUGAAAGAGGUACAGACCGUCACCACCAUUCAGAAGGCGCGCAAAGUCUACUGGUUUGAGAAGUUUCUCUGGUUUAUCAGCUCAGAAAAUUACCUCGUCAUCGCCGGACGGGACCAGCAGCAGAACGAAUUGAUCGUGAAGCGUUAUCUGAGAGCAGGGGACAUUUACGUUCAUGCCGACCUCCACGGAGCCACAAGCUGCGUCAUCAAGAACCCGUCGGGUGAGCCCGUUCCUCCACGCACACUGACAGAAGCGGGCACCAUGGCUGUGUGUUACAGCGCCGCCUGGGACGCCAAAAUAGUGACCAGCGCCUGGUGGGUCCAUCAUAAUCAGGUCUCUAAGACGGCACCGAGCGGAGAGUACCUGACCACGGGCAGUUUCAUGAUCAGAGGCAAGAAGAACUUUUUGCCGCCCUCCUACCUCAUUAUGGGCUUCAGUUUUCUCUUCAAGGUGGACGAACCGUGUGUGUGGAGACACAAAGGUGAGAGGAAGGUCAAAUCCCUGGAGGAGGAAGUGGAUGAAGUGGCGUCCAGCACCGCCGACCUCCUGGAAGAAGGGGAGGAGCUUUUAGGUGAGGACAGUGGGAACGAGGGAGAGGACAAAGAGGAGGACAGGAUGGAGGAAGGAGAGAGGGAAGAGAGGGAGAAGAAUGAGAGAGAGGAGGAGGAGGAGGAGGAACAUGGAGAGAUGAAGAGUGUGCCUGAGGAGUCAACAGAAGAACCAGAGGAGGUCCAAGCGGAGACAUGGGAGGAGAAGUUGGACGGAGGUGAUGAGGAGGUGAACCGAGGAGAGGAGGAACGAAAUGGAGGAGAGGGAACGGAUGAGGAGAUGAAGAGCGAGGACGACCCUUCUGAGAUCAGUUUCCCAGACACUACUAUCUCCCUCACACACUUACAGUCCAACAGGACGGUUCAGAAUCCCGGUUUCAAGCGGGAGACAUCCAAUGAGGUGGACGCGGACACACAAGGGAAGAAACACCUGACUGCAAAACAGAGGAGGGACAUGAAGAAGAAAAAACAAAAACAGGACAACAGUGAAAACCAGGAGGAGCCGGACGCCAAGAGCGAGGACAGCUUCGGCCCGUCCCCAGACAACCAGAGGGCAAAGGGCACCGGCGCGGCCCAGCAGCCUCUCAAGAGAGGUCAAAAGAACAAGCUGAAGAAAAUCAAAGACAAGUACAAAGACCAAGAUGAAGAGGACAGAGAGCUAAUGAUGAAACUGCUGGGAUCUGCUGGCUCCGGUAAGGAAGAGAAAGGCAAGAAGGGAAAGAAAGGCAAGGGAAAAGAGGAGCCAGUCAAGAAAGGCCCUCAGAAACCUCUCCCAAGGCCCAGAGCGCCCGACGGCGCUGCCAAGAGACCAGAGCCGCGGGGCGAGGACGCGGCUCAGCCGGAGGGGGACGGGACCGCCCCGGAACAGGAGGACAAGGAAGCAGAUGACUUGGACCAAGACAAUCCUGGCACCGAGGACGGGGAGAAUCUGUUGGACUCUCUGACGGGCCAGCCUCACCCAGACGACGUGUUGCUGUUUGCAGUGCCAGUGUGCGCCCCCUACACAGCGCUCACCAACUACAAGCACAAAGUGAAACUGACCCCUGGAACACAGAAGAAGGGAAAAGCCGCCCGCACCGCUGUCAUGAGCUUCAUGCGUGCCAAAGAAUGCAGCACCAGAGAGAAAGACCUUUUCCGCAGCGUCAAGGACACAGACUUGUCGAGGAACAUGCCUGGCAAAGUGAAAGUGUCUGCGCCCAACCUGCUGGCCGUGAAGAAGAAAUGAAAUCCCCCAAAACCUCCUCACAGGGUUUUCCCCCCCGUCCCUGGGUUCGCCACACGGGGGCGGCGAUAAAAGACCAAGACGCGGCUGGUUUGGACGCGCGCGCGCUGAUCCGAGUCGGACCAGCGCAGAUCCAGUUAACGGUGCCGUGUGUCAAAGUGACAGAAGUCGGAACGCUGUUUCCUGCUUCCCCGCUUUUCGCCUGGCACGUCGCUGCCAAAACGAAGAAAAGAAACAAA